AGACGACUAGAUCCAAACGCACGUUUAUUCAGAUCAAUCCAAGUAAGAUGAAUAUGGAGACGGCAGAUUUAAGUCCUACCGAAUGGCUUGAAAAAUUCAUUAUAAUUUCGAAAGAAGAACUUGAGUUAUCAAAAGAAUCCUCAGAUGACGAUGAUGAAGAUGAUGACGAUGAUAAUGAAGAUGAUGAUUCUGAAGAUAAUGACAAUGAUGAAGAUGAUGACGAUGAAAAUGAUGAUGACGAUGAAGAUGAUGAUUCUGAUUCUGACGAUGAUAAUAAAAAUAGAAAAUAUUAUAGCGAAAAACUAAAAACACAGUAUGAUUUGCGUAUGAUUCGCAUAGCUCCUCUAUUUGCUAGUCAACCACGACUCAAAAAAAUAUGCAAAGAUUGGGCAAACGAUUUUCUUCCUUCAUGCUUUACAGAAUAUUCAUUUAAAAGCGAUGGGAAUGAAACAGUUAAUGAAUUACAUGAAAAAGCAAAUGAUCUAAAGUACCUAAUUAAUCUCUGUGGAACUAAUUUAACUCGUCUAAAUGUAAGACGAUAUCUUAUUUCUCAAAUGAUGCCAAUAAUCAAUGCUAAUUGUCCAAAUCUUUGGGACCUUGCAUCAGGAUUCGAAGAAAUAAUGAGUCAAGAUUUUGAAAAUUGUUUUUCCAAUAUGCCUAAACUUACAAUGCUGAAGAUUGACUGGAAAUGUAAAAAUUCAACUCUACCAAUGACUUUAGCCAAGUCAUUAGAAAAAGUUGGUGAAACCUUGACAAAUUUAGAACUUGUAUGUCGCUUACAAGGAAAUGAUUUGUUCUCACCAGAUUCAUUGGCUUCGGUAUUUCCUCGACUAAUCGUUUUGAAACGUUUAGAAAUAGAUGGUUUUGGACUAAGUCAACUAUUACUCCAGUCGAUAGGUGAAAUAAAAAAUUUGGCUUAUCUAACUUUAUCGUUUUGUUGGCCGAAAAAUCAUCCAAUGUUGGAUACAAGAAUCAAUAUGUAUCCAAUUGGGAAUUUAAAAAAUCUCGAGAAGUUACAUAUUGAGUGUGAUUAUGGUGUUAGAGAUGAAUUUUUAAUUAAUCUUUGUAACAAUGCUAAAAAAUUAACGGAUUUAUCUAUAACUGGCACAAAUAUAACUGAUAUUGGUAUGAGUGCAAUUAAUAAUUUAGAACAAUUAAAAGGUUUCAAUCUUUGUUUAUUUAAAUAUCAUGGUCCAUCAAACAAAAAUGAAUUUAUCACUGAUGAAUCAAUGCAAUGUUUAUUUAAUAAAAAAUUGGACUACUUGAAUAUAUCAAAUUGCAUUAAUAUUACUGAUAAAGCGGUAUUUAAACUUGUUGAAAAUUUACCAAAUUUAAGUUAUUUAGUAGUUAAAAAUACAAAGGUAACUUCUGAAGCUACCAUGAAAAUAUGGAACUUAACAAAACAUUGUCAAGAACCAAUUGCAAUUGAGCUGUAAUUGAUUAUUUUUAAAUCCUCAUACCAGAAUCAAAUAAUGUUUUUUUUUUUAGUCUAAAGAUUAAAAUAAAUCAAUUUUUCAAUAUAUUUAUAACGACAAUUAGAAUAGAAUAUGUAUUAUAG
This is a messenger RNA of Aphidius gifuensis, 1558 nucleotides long. RefSeq lists its product as uncharacterized. The record is from RefSeq and is a predicted model, not a curated record. Gene Ontology annotation, cellular component: SCF ubiquitin ligase complex. The coding region runs from base 48 to 1436 and encodes 462 amino acids. Gene Ontology annotation, biological process: SCF-dependent proteasomal ubiquitin-dependent protein catabolic process. Lineage: Eukaryota; Metazoa; Arthropoda; Insecta; Hymenoptera; Braconidae. The transcript is spliced from 4 exons.